AUUCCUGUGUAGUGAGCGAAGAAUGAACCGUAUUCAGCCACAACUCCAGUGAAUAACCUAUUUUACUCGGGACUCCAGUGAAGUGCCUUGUCAUCAUGUCUGGUGGUCCAGCAGUGAGGGUCAGCAUCGAGUCUUCCUGUGAGAAGCAGGUGCAAGAAGUGGCCCUAGAUGGGACAGAGACAUAUGUCCCCCCACUGUCCAUGUCACAGAACUUGGCAAAGUUGGCACAAAGAAUUGACUUCAGCCAGGGAUCUGACUCAGAGGAGGACGGGGUGGAAGGUGAACCCAGGGACCGUGAAUGGGGCAAGCAGGAGCCAGAAGAAGAAGAAGGCACAGUGAAGUUUCAGCCAUCACUUUGGCCCUGGGACUCGGUGCGUAACAACCUGCGCAGUGCCCUCACAGAGAUGUGUGUACUCUAUGAUGUGCUCAGCGUGGUGAAGGAGAAGAAGUACAUGGCCUUAGACCCAGUGUCUCAGGAUCCAACAGCUGGCAAGACGCCCCAGGUGUUCCAGCUGAUCAGUAAAAAGAAGUCAUUGGCCACAGCAGCGCAGCUCCUCCUGAAGGGAGCAGAGAAGCUCACUAAGUCAGUAGCAGAGAACCAGGAGAACAGGAGGCAGAGGGACUUCAACUCUGAACUGCUGCGACUCCGCUCACAGUGGAAACUACGUAAAGUGGGAGACAAGAUCCUGGGAGACCUCAGCUACCGCAGCGCAGGUUCCCUUUUUCCUCAUCACGGCACGUUUGAGGUGAUUAAGAACACAGACAUUGAUCUGGACAAAAAACUCCCAGAGGACUACUGCCCCCUCGAUGUCCAGAUCCCCAGUGAUUUAGAGGGAUCUGCUUAUAUCAAGGUGUCCAUCCAGAAGCAAGCUCCAGACAUCGGUGAUCUGGGAACUGUCAACCUGUUCAGGAGACCACCAAAAACCAAAGCUGGUACGCAGGCGUGGCAUGUGAAGCUAGAGGCGGCUCAGAACGUUUUGCUGUGUAAGGAGAUCUUCGCCCAGCUGUCCAGGGAAGCUGUCCAGAUUAAAUCCCAGAUCCCUCACAUUGUUGUGAAGAAUCAGAUCAUCUCGCAGCCCUUCCCAGGUCUGCAGCUGUCCAUCUCACUCUGCCACUCUACUGGAGAGAAGAAGAACCAUAGGGCGUCUCCAGAGAAACCCAAACCAGACGACCACCUUUACGUACUGGAACAUAAUCUGCAUCAAAUGAUGAGAGAGUUCCACAAGCAGCAGCUGAGCUCUGUGGUGAUGCCACAUCCUGCCAGCGCCCCAUUUGGCCACAAGCGCCUGCGCCUAGCGGGACCGCUGGCCUACGACAAAACUGAAAUCUCCAGCUUGCAGCAGAGUGAAGGACUGCUGGAGAAGAUCAUCAAACAGGCCAAACACAUCUUCCUACGCAGCAGGACAGCACGGACCAUCGACAGCCUGGCCAGCCGGAUCGAAGACCCCCAGAUCCAGGCUCACUGGUCGAAUAUCAACGAUGUGUAUGAGUCCAGCGUCAAGGUGCUCAUCACCUCUCAGGGCUACGAGCAGAUCUGCAAGUCCAUCCAGCUGCAGCUGAACAUCGGUGUGGAGCAGAUCAGAGUGGUGCACAGGGAUGGACGUGUCAUCACACUGUCACACCAGGAGCAGGAGCUGCAGGACUUCCUUCUCUCACAGAUGUCGCAGCAUCAGGUGCAUGCAGUUCAGCAGCUGGCCAAAGUGAUGGGCUGGCACGUCCUGAGCUUCAGUAACCAUGUAGGCCUGGGCCCGGUCGAGAGCAUUGGAAACGCCUCCGCUGUCACUGUCGCCUCUCCCAACGGAGAGUACGCCAUCUCAGUGCGUAACGGCCCAGAGAGCGGGUGUAAAGUUUUGGUCCAGUUCCCCCGCAGCCUGACCAAAGAGCUGCCGAAGAGUGAUGUCAUCCAGGACACCAAGUGGAGUCACCUCAGAGGGCCCAACAAAGAGGUCCACUGGAGCAAGAUGGAGGGAAGAAACUUUGUGUACAAGAUGGAGCUCCUCAUGGCUGCACUGACUCCCUGCCCUUAGACAAAGCCUCUGUGUGCAGACUCCUUCGAGAGGGAGCUCCCACAUCGAGUCAGCCUCAAAAUUUAAGAAAGUAGAUACACAUAGGUUUUGCAGACGUGUUACAUGCACUCUUUUUAAUGAUGAGACUUUUCCUUCCUAUACACUUAUUCAUCUCAUGGACUUGUUAAACACUGCCCUUCCACCUCCAGCAGUGUCUACUACCUGCUCUGUUUUUGAUCGCGUAAGGCAUGGAGUGUUUGUAGAGUAUACAUCAAACAAUUUGAUACAAAAUGAAAAGUCUACCAGUACGUAUCAGUGUUGUUUUGUUAUAUCAUCAUAAGAA
Molecule: messenger RNA, 2349 nt
Organism: Seriola dumerili (greater amberjack)
Lineage: Eukaryota; Metazoa; Chordata; Actinopteri; Carangiformes; Carangidae
Gene: med17
Product: mediator complex subunit 17
Exons: 13
Coding region: 96-2027 (643 amino acids)
Biological process (GO): regulation of transcription by RNA polymerase II
Cellular component (GO): core mediator complex; mediator complex
Molecular function (GO): transcription coregulator activity
Source: RefSeq, a predicted model, not a curated record